Molecule: messenger RNA, 5489 nt
Organism: Melanotaenia boesemani (Boeseman's rainbowfish)
Lineage: Eukaryota; Metazoa; Chordata; Actinopteri; Atheriniformes; Melanotaeniidae
Product: vasorin-like
Exons: 2
Coding region: 264-2390 (708 amino acids)
Molecular function (GO): protein binding
Source: RefSeq, a predicted model, not a curated record
GCGCUCUUAAAGCCUGGACCUGAGUCUCCAAGCAGAGCGGGUGCGCUGUAGUGAUACACAUUUUUUAAGUUGAACUUUGCGUGAACGCAAACUCAACUGUGCGUUCAAAGACGAAGUGUUUUCCUUACUGUUUAUUUUUAGUUUUCACAUUUUGCAUCCGCAGACACACUAAUAAAUUGGUGCACUUGGACAGAGGCUGCUUGAACGCACUCCCUUGGAAUCUGGAUUACUUUGCCAAGAGCUGCAAGUUUGUCAUUAUCAUCAUGUUACUUUGCUUCAUGCUCCUCUUCCUCGCCUCUGGUGUGGUGUUGUCCUUUGACUGCCCAGAAGACUGCUCCUGCCAGAAUGGGAAUUCAAUAUUCUGCAUUCAUAGACACUCCAGCACUGUGCCCAAUGUCCCUAUAACCACUCAACAGCUCUACAUCUUUCAAAAUGGUAUUUCCACCUUAUCUCAAGAUGACUUUAGAGGUCUUGUGGAGCUGGAGAUGCUAGAUCUGAGCCAGAAUGUCUUGGUAGAAAUUCCAGAUGGGAUAUUUCAGAUGCUGUCAAAACUGAAGAACUUAGACCUGUCUUCCAACCGUAUUACCCACAUUUCAAAGGACAGUUUCUCGGGGUUGGUCCAGUUAGAAAGGCUGUACCUCCAUGCAAAUCUGAUUCAGAGCAUUCAUUUGGAAGCUUUUGAAGGUUUAGAGAUGUUACUGGAACUCAAGCUGCAAGGGAACCAGCUUAUUUCCUUGCCAACACUUAAUUUCCCCAGGCUUCUUCUUUUGGACCUUAGCAACAAUAACAUCCCAACCCUGGGACCCUCAGAUCUUCAGACUCCCCAUUUAGAGGCUCUUAAGUUGGCUUCCCUAGGACUUACAUCUGUGGAUGAGGCACUCAUACCGUCUCUGAGGAACCUCCAUGAGCUUGAUAUAUCACUAAACAAGUUACAUGAAGUUCCUCAGGCCCUGAAGCAGGACUCCCUUAAGGGGCUGACCAAACUAAGCCUGGCUGCCAACCCAUUGCCUGAGCUGAGAGUGAUGGACUUCCAAAAACUGGUUGGACUUCAAGAACUGGAUCUCAGUGGACUUAAUCUACAGGGGUUUCCAGAGAGCUUUUUCAAGACUUUCCCAAAGCUGAUGCAUCUGACAGCUGCUGAAAACCCAUUCAACUGCCUAUGUCCAUUAGCCUGGUUCCCUGUUUGGCUAAAAGAGAAAGGAGUGAAUCUUGGGAGGCCUGAGGAAACCAGAUGUCACUUCCCUUUAGUCAAUGCUGGGAAGAUGCUUUCAGCACUGGAGCACAAAGACUUUGGAUGCCCACCAACAACAACAGAAUCAAUUGGCUCCCCCAUCACAAAUACACUUGUUCCACAGAUUCCAUCUACAUCGCCAGAAACUACCCAUACCAAUGCUAUUCCUCCCCCUCCACCACCCAGUGAGGAAACCAUCUUAUCAAAAACAGAUAACUACCCACUUCCACCAGAACCUCCAGUCUCUCCUAGCUCAAAUAGUGGGGAGUAUGAACAGCAUUUCUGCCCACCAAACAUCUGUCUCAAUGGAGGUACUUGUAAUUUUGACCCUCUGGGACAACUCAGCUGUUUGUGUCCCUUGGGAACAUCUGGUCCUUAUUGUGAAACUGUGGAUGAGGUUCCUGAACCACCACAACCCUCAGCAACAGAUGUUUCAGUAGCUGUCCCUGUUAUGCCUGAUCAACAUGAUGCCAUCAGCUCACGGCAGGUGACCUCCACAUCAAUCCUUCUUGACCUGCACCGCUUUAUUGAGACACGGCCACAUAUCCGUGGCAUCAGGUUGACCUACCGUAACCUCUCAGGGCCAGACCGCCGUCCCAUGAUACUGAGUUUACCAACGUCCUACCCUGAAUACACUUUGCGCGGUUUAAGACCCAACUGUACCUACUCUGUCUGUGCCAGUCCCCUUGGAGAAAGAAUUACUUCUAGGAGUAAUAACUCCGUGGAAAUAGGGUCAUGUACAGAGGCUCGCACUGAGGGGGUUCCUUUGACAUUGUUAGAGCCAUGGGUGGAGACAAAGACCUCUGUGACCUACACUCUCAUCUCAGCUCUGGCUGCCCUUGCACUUGUACUGGGAUUGGCGGUGGUGGCUGGAACGAUCAUCUGUCUACGGAAGAGACGGCAGGCAAAUGCAGGAAUGGAGCAAGAGCUGGGCCCAGCUGAUCCUGACCCCAUGGAGUUGGAGGGUAUAAAAGCUUGCCUGGAGAAUGGGUUAAAUGGUACAAUGCCCCUUAAGCAGCCUGAGACUGAUCUUUGUCAAACCCCUCAGCCACCUCUAUUGUUGCAACAGAAUGGUGGUUUGGAUUAUGAAACACCAUUAAUGCAAGGUCACUGCCCAUCAAAUAACAAUUUAGCAUCUCUGAAACCAUCUUAUUUCUGACGCAUACGCAUAUUUUGUAAAGAGUUCCCAUAAAGGACUUCCUGAUCCUGCUUUAACUCACUUAGUGGUUUAGUUCUAAGUUUCAUUCCAAUAUCAGAUGUCCAUAAUUUGAGAAAGGGCACUUACUAUUCUGUAUUUUUCUACUUAAUGACAGAAUAGAAUGGAUGAUCUAUUUAAGAGACAUUAAAUGAUGGAUUUAAGAUCACAGUAUAUUGGAAAGGAGCUUAACCACUGUGGGACAAUGAAGAGGAUGUGGUUUGAAGCCAUCAGAGUUUGGUGGUGGUAAAACCUAGCCAAGUGAUUAAAUUAAGUGCAAUCAAUGAGAAGGGUCUCAUUAGUGGACAGAAAACAGGAGUGCCCUGUUGAAUUUUUUUAUAUUCUUUGUGUAUAUCAAAGAAUCAAAAUGAAAGAGCUCAAAUCCUGUUGCUGUAUUUGAGAAAUAUGACAUUGACAAGGUGAUGCAGGUUUUGGGCCACAGAACUGGAGAACUGACAGUGGUUCAAAUAAUGCAAAUGAAGAAUGGAUCAAGCAAAUGGAGUUUCAGCCAACUUCAGUGUCACCGUAGAAGUUAUAGAAGAACUUGCACUGAAAAUAAUUUUCUUUUUCUCUCAAGUGUCCCAAUCUAGAAGCUUAGUGAUAGGUUAGUGACCAUAAAAGCUGUAUAAAUCCCUCAUUUUGCCAUUGAUGUUAUCCAGUUUCAACAUAUCUACCAUAGUUCUCUCACAACGCAUAGCCUUUGACUUCUUUAAAAUGAAAUUAGCUGUGAAAAAGAAAAAUCAAUGUGGACUUUGCCUGUGUUAUUCUGUACCAUGACAGACGGGCUGUGUUAAUAGUUGAUACCAUGAUAUUCUUUUGUCAUGUAUUUUUGUAUUUUAUUUUUGUUACUAUGUUUCUUUUGUUACUUUUGUUGUAAAUGAUCAUUCAGUAUUGCUUUUAUGUGAGUUGAAACAGCAUCUGUUCCUGCUUAAAAAACAAACACCCAAAAAUACAGCAGUCAUCACCAUGAUAUUCUUAGUUUUCUCUUUCUAUCAAGGUCACAAAGCUAAAAAUUUCCUGUUACACUAUUUGCACAAUACAGAAAUAAAUAGCAACUUAAUGUCCUGAAAGACCAAAACAAUCAUCAACCCGUCAUAUUUACCUGCAGAGUAGAUAGCUCAUAUCUGCAUGUUUCGGAGUAACUCACUAAGUGAAUGUAACUGUCAGACACUUUAUUCUCACUGCUUGUCUGCUGACUCUCCAUAAACUCAUGGUAAAGAAAAGCCUCAGACUGUCUAACACCAAAACUACCAAAACUGUGUUCAGAAGCCUUUUUGCUACAGAGUUCACUCCCAUAAAGCAACACACACUUGCCAAGAAAUAAAAGUGACUUCAAAAAGAUUGAAAACAUCAGUUUUAGCUACUACUUGUUCUGUCUCUUUAAUAAGCCUUUCUGUCUUUGGUUUACAGGGAUUAUUAGAUGUGUGCUUGGAGAUUGUUUUGCUUAUUUUAUGUCAACCAGACUGUGAAAAGUACUGGCUAAUGAAGCGGUCUGAUGUAUUCUUUCUGUCUGGGACUGUGACAAACCUUUUUGUGUUUCUGUUCUUUUGAGUAUAUUUUUACUGAAAAAUAAAAAUCAGUGAGUAGAAUAGGUUUACAGAGACAUGCUUCAGCAACAUUGGUACAAAGUCUUACUCACAUUUUUUAGUGUUACGUUACAUACCGAUUUGCAUUUCAAGAACAAAAGGGCCUUUAUGUUGCCUCGCCAAACACAGCUUUUAAAUCACAUUACAAAGUAUAAAUGAAGAAAUGUGAAAUGUAUUUUAGCCAUUUUAGUUUAAAGAAAGAGUUUUCUUCAUGCUUGGUCAGCUGGAAGCUCAGAAGACUUUGUUUUUGUGUGUAUGUGUGGACAAACAGAAUGUGUGUGUGUGUGUGUGUGUGUGUCCGUUUUUCCUGUUCCAGCACCAUUUAUAAUCAAGUCGCCAUUCACUUUCUUAGUUAUUACUCUGUAAACAUGGUCACAGAUACCAGUACACGAAGUCUGCUUUCCUUUUGUUAUUUCUGUAACUGGAAAAUUGUAUUUCUUUGGCCAGUGUGAAUGGCAGGAAAUGUUUGAAACAUUUUCAACAUGCUUGUUACACUACAUUGUCUUUUUUCUUAUUGCCGACUGGUAGUUUGUGAAUAUGUUUUCUGUGUAGAUUUUACUAGAAAAAACAAUGCUGAGAAAAGACAAGUAUUAAAUGCCUUAAAGAUAAUGUGUGUGUGGCUUUGUCUUUGAUAAAUUUUUUUUAUGGUACAGCUUUACACAAGUUGAAUUGAUCACUAGCAAAAAAACUUUCCUUCUUUGUGAGUAUGAGGGAUUUUGACCCACUUGAGAAUCACAGUUUUGCAUUAAAAGCAAUGUUAAACAACUUUAAAGAUUUCCUUUAACAGACACUGAUUUCACAUGGCCUGUAUCUCCUCAGUUCCUCAUUAUAUGCACACAUCUAACUUCAACCACAGCAUGAUUACUCUGCGAUCUGUUGGUUUGUGGGUAGAGGUCAUUUUCACUUUUUUCUGCUAGUUGCUGAGAACAGAUCCAGUGGAAAAAAAAAAUGAAGACACACUUUCUUAGUUAAAGACAUUACCAAUUACAAUGAAGUGUAUGUGGUGAUUACAGUAAAGUUGGAUUUAUACUCGCAAGGCCAGGGCCCUAGCCAGGGUUUUAGAAAUGCUGAGGUACUCUAACCAUUAUGGCCCACACAUCUCAAGAGACCAAAAUGAAGCAUAAAAUCUAUUUUAAAUGGAAGCAAAUUAUAUUUCACACAAACUACUCCCUCUCUCUCAUGUCCUGUCUCUUUUCUCCACCUAUUCUGUUCUCUUCUUUUAUUCCCUACCUUCUUCUCUCUAGGUCCUGUCUCCUCCCACAUCUCCCCUGCCAAUGGGUUUAGGGUAAGUUUUAGGGUUAAGUUAUGGAUGGAUGGAUGGAUGGAUGGAUGGAUGGAUGGAUGGAUGGAUGGACAUUUUUAGUUUAGUUAUAAUCUAAUUAUAAUUUUGCACCUUUUUUUGCUCAUCAAAACUGUAAAAUAAUUUUAACAAGCUUGUAGCAAUUUGCUGUUUAUCCUGAUGAUGCUGAAUCCCUGA